UUUUUUGCAGGGAUUGCUGGGAAGAAGAAGGAGGCUGUCGAGGUUGGGACUUUGGAGAGAGAGGUAUAGGCAGGGCCACUCUUAAAAGGAAUCAUCCUGAUCAGGACCAGCGCCCCCUUUUCUCACUUUAACGACACAGGCUGAAGCUCCUGUGUCAGAAAAUUCAACACGUCCACAUCUUCUCACAGUGACCUCAAAACCCAAACCAUGAUGAUGGAAGAGGACAUCAUCGAGGACAGGGCCAAGCUGAAGCAGGGCCUGGUCAAAGUGCUCGAAUGUGUGGCCACCAUAUCCUCAGCAGCAGCUGUGGUAAACCCCAUUUUUGGCGUGGCUGGUUCCCUGAUCCGGGUGGUGCUGCACCACGUGGAUGACGAGGACAUCCGCACCCUGAAACGUGAGUUCAGCUCAGUCCACCGAGGGCUGGACCAGCUGUCGCAGCAGAAUCGCAACAUGAUGAUGCAGAUCAAGAAGGAGACGCUGGACGGCCAGUACUGUCAGGUGGAGGAGAACCUGAAGAACCAGUUCAGAAAGUUCAUGGAGAUGGUGGAGGCACGGCCAGAGCACCGUGAGCGCAAGAAGGAUGACUUUGAAGAGAGCUAUGCCAAUGACUUGGGCGACCAGAACCUGCACACGCUCUAUGAUGGCGUGGUGGGUAAACGGAAGCUCUUCAGCAGGCCCAUCCUGGAGGUCUACCUGAAGUACUCGCAGGGCGACCGCUGCACCAUGGAGCGACUCUGCACGCGCCUCACCUACCUGUUCUGCAUCGGGCUCAUCGCCCUCAUGGGCUAUGCCGCCGUCAUCGGGGACGACGAAGAGAGUCUGAGCGAGGAGUGGGCCGAGAAGAUGGAGCAUGUGCAAGAGCAGAUGCAGGAGGCUCUUCGCAGGUGCAAGUGAAGCAGCAGCAUGGAGAAGAGCUUUUUUUUUCUCUACUGCUGCUGCUUCUUCAUUGUCAGGACUCACAGGUCCACAUUCCCGCUGUAACUCCUUGUCCUUCCUCUUAGCUUUUUCUCUCUAUACAAGCACUUUGUAAGCAUCUUGAGAACCCAGUGAUGAAAAAGAGCAUCAGUAAGUCUCAUUUUGAAAUCAUGUAAUUUGUCCAAACUUGCUGUACAUGCAAGUGGUCUUUGAGUAGUCUUUGUAUUGGCUUCACAUCACAAUGGGCUCAAAGUCAAAGACAAAUUAUUCAAGUUUUGUGAUAAAUCUGCAGAGUACUGUGACAGUUCCAACUGAUACAAAAACUUUGCAAUUAAUCAGCUGUGGAAUCAUUAAAAAUAAUCAUAAACCUACACUACGAGCUAAAUUCCGGGCAACGUAUGUACAUUUAAUGCCAUAUGCUCUGCCAGAUACCACAUCUAUAAAUCAGGCCUUAACAGAAAUAUUCCUGACUUUAGUGUGACACUGCAAUGUAUCAAAACCCAUAAUGCACUUUUGGAAAAUAUCUGACAAUUAGGCGUUUAUGUAGAUUUUGUGAAAUACAUGUAUUACACUACAAGGAAAAAGUACUUUGGAAUGAGAAUUUUUUCUGCACUAACCACUACAGGGCCUCUUAUGAAUUCUUUGAAAUUAGACAAGUCUAUAUCCUAUUCUUUUAUGUUAUGCCAUUGAUGUAAUAACUCCUAUUAUACAGACUUUUGGUUGCCAAACAGUCAAGUUACAACUAUAAUCAAUAACAUGAGGAAAAAAACGCAAGCUAAACCAGGCUAAACAAGGAACAAAUAUCCCAAAGAUUUCUGUGCUAUGAAUGUAACUACAGUGAUAUAAUGAUAUAAUCACUAUCAUCAUACAACAUACAAUCAUACUGUCAUGUGCAAAUUAACAUAAUGUGCCACAAACAUUAUAGGCUUCUUAUGCAUGGAGCUCAUGAUACACUAUGCAUACUUGUUGCUAAAUUUAAUCUUUUUUACACUAAUUUCAGAUGCUGCUGUGAUGAGUUCUUUUUUAUUUUACUUUACAUUUGGUGAAUAUUUUCAGGUAACAGUACAAAUUAGAUCAGCUGCAACACUACAUCUGGCAAAGUAACUACUUCACCACAGCUAGAUAUACACUAAAUAUAAAUUAAAUAUUCUGUAUGUGCUUCCAUUUUCACUACCCUUAAUUACAUUAAGUUUAUUUUAUUAAAAACUGAGGUGUUUGACUUUCAAAAUGUGGUAGUCAAGGAAGUUUAAAUGUCACUGUAGGAAUCAUUUCCCUUGUGCAAUUCUGUCCCCCAGUUAUUUUCUACUUUAUGUGUACUGCCUUGUUAGCAAUGCAGGAGGUACACCAAGUAUUUUGUAAUCCGUGGGUUUCUUUGGUGUAUGGUAAUUUAGAGCCUAUAAAACAUUUAAUGUCCUUUAUCAGAUGUAAUGUCCUUUUUUUUUUCAGUUAAGCUUCAAGAAAACACUUUUAGCUCUUUAUGCUCCUCAUCAUCUGACCAACAGUGCCUAAAUGGGCUAUUAGUUUUGGAUUAUUGCUUUUUCUUUAAGGGUUUUUGGCUAAAUCAUUUAAGUAUAUUAUUGUGCGAGGCAUUAUAUUUUGAAGGGUCUUUGUGCUACAGUUCAGAUUUAAGCGUGUAGCUUAAAAAAGUGUUUUCACUUUGUAUAUUGUUUUUAUAUUGUACUGACAAGCCCUUACUGCUCUCAUCCUUUCAAUACCUAACUCGGUGUUAAAACUGUCCAUGGCAGUGUGCCACAUCUCUUAUUGUUACAACUGAUUAAGUAUACGCUACAUAAAUAUAGUAAAAAUGCUGCUGAUGUGCAGGAAACUUAUAUGAACCUCUUAAGGCUUUUUUGAAAUGUCAUAUAUGUGAAUAUGUUGCCUUUUUUGUUAUGGAUGUUUGAUGCUUGGUUGUAUAUGCACCACUAUAAAUAAACAUGUGAAUAAUA
Messenger RNA from Lates calcarifer (barramundi perch), 2861 nucleotides. RefSeq names its product protein rapunzel. NCBI's taxonomy places the organism in Eukaryota, Metazoa, Chordata, Actinopteri, Centropomidae. The record is from RefSeq and is a predicted model, not a curated record. Bases 208 to 894 code for a protein of 228 amino acids. The transcript is spliced from 3 exons.